Penicillium chermesinum is the source of this 1761-nucleotide messenger RNA. Its product is annotated as fungal specific transcription factor domain-containing protein. The transcript is spliced from 2 exons. Gene Ontology annotation, biological process: DNA-templated transcription. Lineage: Eukaryota; Fungi; Ascomycota; Eurotiomycetes; Eurotiales; Aspergillaceae. The annotation marks the transcript as partial. The record is from RefSeq and is a predicted model, not a curated record. Gene Ontology annotation, molecular function: zinc ion binding; DNA binding.
AAAUAUCGCCAGGACCACUUGCAACCACUGCCACGACGCGACGAACCACAAAAUGAGGAACCGGAGGCCUCCGCGUUGCAGCCCCCACGCUCGGAGAGUCCUGUUGAAGAAAGCACGAACUUUGACCGUAUCGCUACUGCAACGAUCUCCGGGUUUCCCGAGUGGGACAUCAAUCUACUAUGCUCAAUACCGACGCCCUCGCCCAACUCUCUGUCCGAAGAGUCACCACCUUUCCCGCACUACAUCAAGCCGCUGCCUGGUAGUACUAGCCUUGAAACACUAGCUAUACUGUCGUCGGAGGGGGUGUUUGAAUUUCCUCCUAUUGACUUAGUGCGAGAAUACUUCAAAAGCUAUGUGCGAUGGAUGUAUCCCAUGUGCCCGGUGGUCGAUCUGAAUUUUUGUCUCGAAGCUUUGACCAACCCCAAGAGCGGAAAGCAGAUAAGUGUGCUUCUCUUCUACGCGAUCAUGCUAGCAGGGGCCGCAUUCGUAGAUGAAGCUCAUUAUCGGGCUUUGGAAUUCGAGUCUCGUAUUGCGGCUCGUCGUACGUUCUUUGCGCGUGCACAGACCCUUUUUCACGCAAAAGCUGAGGAUGAUAGAUACGCUAUCAUUGAAGCUACAGUUAUACUGGGUCAUUGGUAUGAGUAUGAUGAUUCCCCAGAGGAUACCUGGUUCUGGUCCUUUGUUUCCUUCGCCUUGGCCCAGUCAUUAAAACCCGAGAUUUUCGGUGACCAAAGCUCGGACAGGCACAGUCCACAGGAAGCGAAGACACUUCGGCAUCGGAAGCAGAUAUUCUGGUGCGCCUUUUGCAAGCUUGUCCAAUCGUCUAUUGGGAUGCGGCGGACCCCCCACCCCUUGCUGAAAGCGACUAAUCUGCCACCACUCUUACUCGACGACCUGACUAUUGACCUUGUACGACAGGAGACCCUUGAUGCCCUCGGUGGGUGUGAUUUUAUGAGUAAUGACCACUACGUACAGCUUAACAAUGCUCUCCAUACGCGCCAUACCCUCCUGUGCUUGCUUUUGAUUGAAAUACUGUUUUCAUUUUAUAACGCCGGGGACAGCCCGGACAGAAUAACAGGCCGAGCAAGUAGGCUCAAGCCUUCUAGUCCAGAUUUUCCAACUAUUCAGCAAUUUGAUGCAAAGUUGAAAGACUGGUUGGACAAGAUACCAGACUGGCUAGCUUCCGACCUCUCUGGAGUGACCAAUGACAGUGAUGAGCACAUAAGCGGGACUCUUGCCGUGCAUAUUGCCUACGUUCGGAUGUUCUACUAUCUGACCAUUAUAACACUUCAUCGGAUGCACGCUCAGGUUCAGAAAUACCCAAAGAACCAGGGCGAUAGUUUGGACUCUGUCGCUCUAUCUCGAUACAGAGCAGACAUUGCAGCGGACAGUAUUGCCCGAAUGAUUCCCCUUCUUGAAGAACGCGACCUCAUAAAAUAUUUACCCCUUAGUGGAGUCACAUCUCUGCUCAAUACAGCCAUGUACACCCUGCAGCGGUCCCCUACUGAAGAUCACUUCUCGCAGAUGCUGUCUUUGAGCAAUGUGGAAUCUUAUGCCAAAGUAUUGAUAUCGCUUACAGAUGUUCACCUUGCUGCAAAUUACUCCCUGUCUCUCCUGAACUUUACCCUGCAGAGAAGCGAGUUCGAUUGGUGCCGUCCAAGCCUGGACUUUAUAAGUGCUUACUUGCAAACCAUCGAGGCUCCUGUUCCUGUACAGAACAGUUACUCACCGUCCAAUUUACCGGAUAACUCUCAGAGCUGA